Argentina anserina (silverweed cinquefoil) is the source of this 644-nucleotide messenger RNA. RefSeq lists its product as uncharacterized. The record is from RefSeq and is a predicted model, not a curated record. Gene Ontology annotation, cellular component: chloroplast envelope. Lineage: Eukaryota; Viridiplantae; Streptophyta; Magnoliopsida; Rosales; Rosaceae. The coding region runs from base 26 to 406 and encodes 126 amino acids. The transcript has 4 exons.
UCAGAAACAAUCAAAAAAGACCCUUAUGCCCCGCAAAGGAGGAGCUCCGGCUUCACUGCCCAAGGACGCACCUUGGAGGGCCUCAAACGCCAGACCCCUCCCCAGAAUCCACCAUUCCCCUAUUCUUCGUGUCCCUCAAAACCCCACCACCAAUUACGCAGUCCACGUCAUGAAGCUCCCCAAUCCCGUUGGAACUGGUUUGGCCAAUGACGCCAUUGUUGAAGCCGCCGGACCCGAUUGCGUUGUCCCGGGUCAAGUCACACCCGUCAAGUCACUUGGUCUCAAGGUUUGGCCUAUUGAAGUUGACCUACAAUUUUUGGAACCCAUCGGACGUGAGCUUAAGUCGAUUGGAAAGUUCAUGGAUGAUGCAGUCAAUCUCAUGAAUAAAUCAUUCAUAGAUCGCUAGUAUGGUUUCCUGUUUUCAAGAGAAAGUUCUGGUGAGCGGAAGUGUGAUUAGGAAGUUGCACAUACAAUUGCAUGUCCUUCGGUGUUGUCUUCUUGCUUGUGCUCUAGUCAAAGCAUCAGAAGCUGAAGUGAUCUUAUGUUGUAUUUUUGCUUGAGAGUUCUCUUUCAGAACUGAACGGAUGUGUAGAUGUGACGUGAACACUUAUAUUUACUGAAUUUUAUUAAAAUGAGGUUCCAGA